Molecule: messenger RNA, 916 nt
Organism: Drosophila serrata
Lineage: Eukaryota; Metazoa; Arthropoda; Insecta; Diptera; Drosophilidae
Source: RefSeq, a predicted model, not a curated record
AUGUUCGAACCAAACGUUGUAAUCUGGCCGUUUUUUGAAACAGAAACAGUUGCAGACCGCCGACGUUUCACAAUCAAGGUUUUGCUUCUAUUCCUUGCUUUCGUUUUCGCUGGUCUUCUGCAAUGGAUCCUGGCAAUGACAUUACUAAGCAAUUUUUGUUAUCUGAUGGCGAAGAACCACUCCUCAGCCUUGUUCCUGGCAUUUGUUGCUGGUCUUUUCAUUUUCAUGAUAUUCGCCAUUAGCAAGUCUAUACGAAGAACGAAAUGCUUGAACUGGAUAAUGACUUUGUUUAUAGUAGAGCUCCUGGUGGUUCCCAUUAUUGCGCUGAUGGUUGAUGACUCACUCCUUCAUAUGCUGACCGGUUUUCUGAUAGCCUCCGUGAUAUUCUUAUUCUGCGUUAUACUGGCUGCUACAAUGCCGACGGAUAUCACAACUGGUGGACUAUACAUAUAUCUGAUGACCUUGGGAUUCUACUUGCUGAGCCUAUAUUGCAUUGUCCUAUAUAGCAUUUUGAAUUUGACAUGGAUGUAUUAUCCGUUUGCCAUCUUAAUGGCCUGCGUUGUGGCGUUCUUCCUCAUGUAUCAUGUGCAGUGCAUCAUGGGUGGCAGAGCAGCCGCCACCAAGCUGUACGACGACCUUUAUGCCGCGCUGCUGCUCUUCAUUGAGUUGUUAGCAUUAUUUAUCCUAACCCUCUACUUUUGACCCCAAAAUGGAGCGCCAGCAGCUUAAAUAAUAAUGGCGCCCCGCUGUUCUACGUUAAUUCCUUCUAUUUCAAACACACAUUCAGCCGCUUUUCAACUGAGGACGUAAGGAGCUCAUGCCUCCGGCAGCCACCGGGUCCUCGCAUGUGAAGUAUCGCAUGAUCCCGACACUCGAUCCGUCCAUCUUGGUUGCAGUCAUAGGCAUACCGUUCCAA